Molecule: messenger RNA, 1092 nt
Organism: Penicillium bovifimosum
Lineage: Eukaryota; Fungi; Ascomycota; Eurotiomycetes; Eurotiales; Aspergillaceae
Exons: 1
Coding region: 1-1092 (363 amino acids)
Cellular component (GO): fungal-type vacuole
Source: RefSeq, a predicted model, not a curated record
AUGCGAGUUCUACCGCCAGGGCUUGGGAAAGCCAAGUCCUCAUUCUUUUUGUUAUUUCUCCUGGUACUUGCCAUCGCUACUCAAGUGUCUGCUGUACCGGCAGAUGAUCCUUCACCGGACACCGAUGUCGCCAAGGCCGUCGACGAUCCGGGCACCACUACCACCACUCAAAGCACCUCUAGCGUGAGCGAGACAACCACCUCAUCCACCUCCACCUCCACAACGUCGAGUUCUACUACCACCUCUUCCUCGUCCACCAGCACAACCAUGGAUCAGAACACAACGUCCACCACCUCCACCACAUCCUCUUCCUCCUCCACGUCUUCCACCUCCAUGACCGACACAAGUACAACAUCAACGGUCUCCACGACAACGACAUCAACAUCCUCUUCCAACACUGCCGCUGCCAUCGUGACAAUACCCCCAACAGCGAACGCCCCAUACAUGCAAGAGAGCAAUGCACCAGAAGGCACAGUAUUCAUCGCCGUCGGCGCAGCCCUCGGCCUAAUCGGUCUCACCCUCCUCGCCUGGCGCGCAAUGGUCGCAUGGUCAGUCAACCGCUCCGUUCGCCGCGCCGCCGAAAUGCACGCCUCAGAAUCCAAGCGUCUCCUCCGCGGAAACAGAAAAAAGCGAUCAACACCCUACGCGACCGCACCGACCGCCGACGUCUCGCUCGACAAACUCGGAGCCGCAACCCGCGCAAGCUACAAGCCCAACCGGGUCGCAAGCGCAGGCAGCGGCCUCUUUUUCUCGCCUACCGCAGCCGGCCCGACUGGAUCGCAUGCCAGUCUGAAUGCUCCAGGGAGCACAGGGAACCGUGCCUCGACAUACCUGCCUGCUGGGUACUAUGCUGCUGCCAGCGGCUCCAACCCCGCCCCAAGCGGAGACCCUUUGUACUCGCCCACUGCUGGUCUCUCGUCGCCGUCCCUUGCCCCUACUGGCGUCUAUAAUCAGCGCCACUCUUAUGUAGGCGCCUCGACGAGUUCGUUGAAUCUCAACCAGGCGCCGCUGGGUCGGGCUCCUAGCGCGUACCUUGAGGAUUUGUUUGAGAGCCAUGUGCCGUCUCAAAACUCCGAUUCGGGCCGUCGGUAA